Messenger RNA from Micropterus dolomieu (smallmouth bass), 3428 nucleotides. Its product is annotated as ras-related protein Rab-11A. NCBI's taxonomy places the organism in Eukaryota, Metazoa, Chordata, Actinopteri, Centrarchiformes, Centrarchidae. The transcript is spliced from 5 exons. The coding region runs from base 109 to 756 and encodes 215 amino acids. Gene Ontology annotation, molecular function: GTPase activity; GTP binding. Gene Ontology annotation, cellular component: transport vesicle; axon; postsynaptic recycling endosome. Gene Ontology annotation, biological process: neurotransmitter receptor transport, endosome to postsynaptic membrane; melanosome transport; exocytosis. The record is from RefSeq and is a predicted model, not a curated record.
UACGGCUUCCAAACAGAAUCCCGUUGGAAGACUUAAAAAAACCCCAGUAGAUCGCCUUUCUUUCAUUGAAUCAAUUAAGUCUUGGACUAACAAUUUCUCAAUAAGACGAUGGGCACUAGAGAUGACGAAUACGAUUAUUUGUUCAAAGUGGUCCUUAUUGGUGACUCAGGUGUGGGAAAGAGUAACCUGCUGUCCCGUUUCACCCGCAAUGAGUUCAACCUGGAGAGUAAAAGCACCAUCGGAGUAGAGUUUGCCACGCGCAGCAUCCAGGUGGACGGCAAGACGGUGAAGGCCCAGAUCUGGGAUACAGCUGGCCAGGAGCGCUACCGUGCCAUCACAUCAGCGUACUACCGUGGAGCGGUGGGGGCCCUCCUGGUCUAUGACAUUGCCAAGCAUCUAACUUAUGAGAAUGUGGAGCGCUGGCUGAAGGAGCUGAGAGAUCACGCUGACAGCAACAUCGUCAUCAUGCUGGUGGGCAACAAGAGCGACCUGCGUCACCUCCGGGCUGUUCCCACAGACGAGGCGCGGGCUUUUGCUGAGAAGAAUGGUUUAUCUUUCCUGGAGACGUCAGCUCUGGACUCCACCAACGUCGAGACGGCCUUCCAGACCAUUCUGACAGAGAUCUACCGUAUCGUCUCCCAGAAGCAGAUGUCCGAGCGCCAGGAGAGCGACAUGUCCCCCAGUAACAACGUGGUCAACAUCCAAGUGCAGCCCACUGAGAACAAACCAAAGAUGCAGUGCUGUCAGAACAUCUAGCCCAGCUGUGGAUCUGCUGCUACCCCUCCUCCCCCUCUCUCCACAGUCCUCGUCUCCCUCCCUCCCCCACCCCCCCCUUCCCAGCUCACAACUCCUCAAACCCCGCCCUCAGAAAAUAGACUGCCUCGGUGUACUGUGUGGUGCGGGAGGGACGAGCCACAGAUUCUAGGCUGUGACCCGAACUCUGCACCUAUCUGUACCUGCCUCCCCCGCCCAACCCCACCCCUCCCCUGCCCCAGGUAAAUAUAUCCCAGUUUAAGAAGUCACUGCGUGAGGUGGCCCCCCCAAAGCAGAGCCCCUGUGUCGUUAGGCUACUGCAGGACAGCAGGCAGCAGGCAUUUCAUAUCACUUUAGAUUUCAUUACUGUAGAUGCGCUGACAUGUCACAAAUGUCUUAAUAUGAAUGUUUUCUUCUCUUUUCUUCAUCCUUUGUGCUCCUGUUGAUUUCUCCACAAGUUUUUAUGAUCCGUGUGUUGUAUCAUAUCUACUACUAGGUAUAUAUGAAUUUAAAGCACAUCAAAGUUGCUCUGAAGUGUAUUCCUAUAUACAAGCUUCUCCUCUGUCAUUUUAGACCCCCCCCCCCUUUAGUGCAAUGUACUGUUUUGGAAACCAUGUGGAUGUAUCGAGCACAGUGUAGACGUGUGCUCUGGUAGUGUCAUGCCAUUUGAUUGCUGUUAAUAUGACGCUAGUGAAACGUAGAAACUUUUGCUUCAGUUUGCGCAGCGGAAAGGCCGGGGGUGAGCUUGCAUGUAGCGCGCAGCCUCGCGGGCGCUGUUGUCACCGUUUGUUUACAGCAGGUGGCGGGAUCGGACCAGCUUUGCAUGUCUUUAAAAGAUGGCACUCUGCUGUGCUGCAUGUUUUAUCAGGUGAGAGACUCAACCUGGACUACAUAUGGAACACUAUCAUUGCCUUGAGGGUGUGUAAUUUUAGGCGGUCGCCGUGAAAGCUAAACACAACUCCUGUACAUUUGGAUUUUUAUGUUGUCCCACUUUAACUCUCAUAUAGAGAAAGUCAUGCUUAUACUGAGAAGGAUUUUCUGACUGAAUACACAUUAGUGCAUUGGGCUUUCCUGCUCCAACAUUAGGAGAAAUGUAUGCAUUAAUUUUUUGACGUAUUUGACUACAACUAUGCAGAAACUAGCACACGGCUGUUUGGAUUUUUGUUUUUUUAGUGCACCUCUAUAGAGAAUUAAGAAAUUAAAAAAAAAAGAAAAAACAGCAAAAGUAUGAGUAACUGCAGUAGUAUUCUCGUAUUACAUUCUUAUGAUACUCUAAUAUUAAACUCUAAACUCUCCUGUCGUCUAGCAAGUUAUGCAUCGCAUGUAACCACAGAACUGUAGUUAGGACGCACUGAGAAAGUAAGUGAAUGGAAAGUGUCUUUCACCCACUAGGUUGGAUUUCAUGAGUGUCAAACUGUUGCACUGAACCUUAAUAGUUAAUCUAGUAAACAUGCUUUCUUGUCUAGGAUUAGAUUUUUACUGCACAUUGAGAAUCUGGACCUCUUUUGUCAGAUUGGAGGAACCGUUUUUAAGGCGGUGCCACGUUUCAAGAACCAAAAUGUAAUGUUCAGCACUGCAGAACAUAGGCUGAGUCUCGAAAGUCUUUCCUUAAGUCUUCAGUACUCCAGUGGACAGAAAAGUUUCUCCUCUGUUCAGGUUCAAACACAAGAAAUCAAGGAAAAACUUGAGGGAUUCAGCCACAUUCUUGCUAACUUCUGGUCACAGUGCCUCCUUCACCAUGCAUACCUGUCCGAAAACACCUCAUUCACCUGCUAACAACUCACCAUCGCACCCGCCGCCUCCUCCUUAACCAAUAACCUUGCUUUGUCUGUCCUUAAAGGAGACAGACAGCUGUGUUGUCCCCGUCACGUAAAGCCUACGUACACCGAGCUGCCUCUGACUUCAACACAAUGCAUGGCUUUCUGUACGACUGCACCUCCGUGUCGUAUCGCCUUAUGUAGCUAACAUUGUCAUUACUGUCCAUGAAAUCUGCUGAGGGUAAGGCUUGGCUAGCUAGGAUGACAUGCUUAACAAGCUAAUUGUUGUGACCAGUCCAGUCUGUAAACUGACAGAUGCCUCGCUAACAAUCUACUUGCUGAAACUUUCGAGUGUGUGUCCUGUUGAAUUUCCAGGUUAUAGCCGUGUCAGUGUGUGAUGGUGUUAGCAGACAUAUACAAUGCCUAAACUUAGUGUGUGUGCGCGUGUGUGUGUGUUUAGAGGCAGAGGGUAGAUUGGUAGCUCUGGAGUGAGUGAGCUUGGCUGGCAGUGCCAAUGGCGUUUUUGUUCGAACAGACGGCGCCGCCAGCCGAACCUCUCCACACUCACUAGCUGGCAAUCUGUGGACAAAGUGAUGUUUUUUCUUUUCUGAAUAUAUGAUUUCUGAUCCUGUUUCAUGUACCUCUAUCAUUGUUCUGUAUUUUUUUUUUUUUUUAUUAAGAAAUUUCUUUUGAUUUUUUUUUUUUUUUUACUAUAUUGAAUUCUAUAACUGACUGUAAUUCCAGUGUAAACGUGUAAGAGUGAAAUGAUGUCAUUUCAAUGAAUUUGGAGGGUUAAAUGUGAGAGGGGGGUCAAAAUGAAUGGUUUUAUGUUUUGUACAGAUUGAUAAAUUGUACAAUUGUGUCUAUAUCUUAAGUUAUCAGUUCAUCUUAAUAAAGCGCACCAGUCAUAAACCUUUA